AUGGCAGUUCUUCACCGGGCUCUUUUCACCUGGUUUGUCCUGCUGGUGUUCCUUGUGCUGCUUGUACUCCGGUUGGACUCGCGGAUCCAGUGGAACUGGUUCAUUGUCUUCAUCCCGCUAUGGUUUUAUGACAGCAUCCUCAUGAUCUACGUCUUCUUCAAUAUGAUGUCCUACUGCAGGAACAGCGUGGACCGCUUGCCCAACUCGGUCCAGAGAAAGCUCUGGUACCUGCUCGCCAUCCUGCUCAAACUCAUAUCGAUCAUCAUACUCUGCUUAAAACUGGAGAACAUCAUCUCCAACAUUCCAACGGUGUAUAUUAUGAUACCAAUAUGGAUACUGAUGCCUUUUAUGAUAUCUGAUGUUUUCAUGUCUCUCAUUAAGAGUAGCAGGAACAGAUUUGUUUGA
This is a messenger RNA of Cimex lectularius (bed bug), 405 nucleotides long. Its product is annotated as transmembrane protein 60. The record is from RefSeq and is a predicted model, not a curated record. The transcript has a single exon. Lineage: Eukaryota; Metazoa; Arthropoda; Insecta; Hemiptera; Cimicidae. Bases 1 to 405 code for a protein of 134 amino acids.